GGCCGGUCACUCUGUUACAAACUGAUCUUCUCUUCUGAGGAGGGAUUUUGUGAAAAGAGAGUUAUAGUUAUUUUAUUUUAAUGUUCGCAUUUCAAUUAUUUGUUGGUCCAAGGGUGAAAUUUUUAUGUGUUUCUCUCCUCUGUCCCUCCACAGAAAGAUAAAAAUGCAUCUACGAGUCGUGAUCUUCGCCCUGUCAUUCUUGACAACUCUAGCAUAUCCACUACACAGUGACACCAGGGAGGCAACCUGGCCAGACCCAAAGGCCAACCAGGCUCAUGACAAGGCAGACAUCACAAAAUAUGUGGAUAAGAUCUACAAGAGCAACAUAGACAGCAGCAGCCUUUACAGCCAAGAAAAUGAUGACAACCAAAACCUUAUGGCAGAAGAGAUGCAACGCAAACUCAACAUGGAGUCAGAGCGUCUGCGCAUCCGUCUGCGCCAAGAGCUGGCCGAACUGCGAGAGAAGUUGUCUCCAUCUCCAGCACAUCUCAGCUCCACCUUGGCCAGCAUGAGGGAGCGCUUGACUCCCCUCACCCAGCAGCUCCAGAGCUCUCUCAGCAGCAACACCCAAGAUCUGUGCAGCCAGCUGAGUCUCUACCUGCAGGGCCUGGAGGCGGCCGAGACUCAGGUAGAUGCCAGUCCGGCUCUCUAUCAGGAAGCCUUCCACUGGAUGAGCCAAACCCUGGAACAUAGCAGAUUUAAAGUGUCUAAUAUCAUCAGCGACUUCCAUUCUACAGCCAGUACAGCGAUGGAACAUCUGAAAGAGAUCAGUGCUGGUGAGGAGGAGGAGGAGGCAGCCAAGUCAAAGGUCUGGCAGGAAAUGAACUCCAGGCUCAGACAAGAAGUGAGUUCACUGAGGGAGGAGGCACAGAGCAGGGCGGGGGUUCUCAAAGCACAGCUCGCUGCUAUGCAAGAAUCUGCACAACCUCGUAGGACUGAGGUGGCAGGCAGCGUGGAGCAGUUCUGCCAAAAUGCCGCCCUGCACAAUCAAAUGCUUCCGGCUCGGAUGGAAAAGCUGUUUACGGGGCUGGAAGAGGAGCUGGAGAUCCACAGAACCUCCAGUCUACCUCUGGCUUCUUCCACAUCUUUACAGGAAGGUGGAUCUUUGCAGGAGGACUUCUCUGUUAAACUCUCCGCUCUGAUCCAGGACAUUCUGCACUCAGUGCAGUGACAAAAAAGUUCAUUAGUGUUAUGUUCCCAUUAAAUGAUUUACUGGACCAGUAUUCUUGUGAAUGUGGCUUGUUGUUUGCCAUCUCGCCAGCCCAGUAAGUAGCUUGUAAAUAUUUAUAAAUGUAUGAUUCUGAUUGAUAUGUUUCUUUCAUUCUGUAUGUGAUUGAGUGAGUAACUGUCAGUGUGUAUUUACUGUGCCAUGUAAAAAGAGGAGUAAAGUUGUUGCUAAUACAGUA
Messenger RNA from Amphiprion ocellaris (clown anemonefish), 1406 nucleotides. RefSeq lists its product as uncharacterized. NCBI's taxonomy places the organism in Eukaryota, Metazoa, Chordata, Actinopteri, Pomacentridae. The record is from RefSeq and is a predicted model, not a curated record. Bases 125 to 1171 code for a protein of 348 amino acids. The transcript has 3 exons.